AUGCCUAAAUCGGGAAUUACGUAUAUAACAACGCAAGAUGAAACGAAUAAUUCGUUAGAUUUUGGAGCAACGAUUCCGUGGACGAAAGAAGUAACAGAGGAGAAUUUACCAGAUGACAUUAUCUUUCCAAGAGAAUUAAAUUUGUUCUUGCGGAAUCGAAUUCAAGAUUUAACUGCCGAGAAUGGUUGUUUGCGUCGAGCACUCGACGAGGCGGAGGAAAAAAUUCAGCGAGACCGGGGUACAGCGGAAACUGUGCAGGGAAGAAUUUUAGGAAAAUCUAACGAGUUAGCAGCCGCGAAGAUAAUCGAGCUUAGCAAAAGGUGUAGAGAACAAAUAUCCGAGAUCGAGGUUCUAAAGUCUAAAUGUAAAAAUCUAGAAUAUAAUUUAACUAACAACAAAGCAACAGAAUUGGAGAAUGAACGUCGCGAGAGGGGACUUACGAAGAUCGAUUCCUCUAACGAGAGUACCGAGAACAAUCAGCCGAAGAUAGACGAGGAUCGAUUGAAACAUCUGUUAGAAAAAUUGCAGCAAACCCAAGGGAAACUGUACGAGUCUAAAAAUAAUUGCGCUAGUUUAAAACAGGAGAUUAACAAAUUGCACAAGUUACUGUGCAGUGAAAUAGGCGAGAAUCUAAACUUCGGUAACUUGUUGUUGAAUCAACCUGGCGGAUGGCGAGGGAGGGCGGAACAGAUUCAUCUGCUUCAACAGAAAGUAACAGAAUUGCAAACGAAAUUAUCUGACUACGAAGGAAUGCAAAAAAAAACGUCUAUCGAACGAAAGAACCUUGCGAAUGUUCGAAACGUCGAGAAGGAAAGGCGACGACAGAUGGAAGAUUCGGCGAAGCAACUUCGACAAGCUGAGGUAGCUGUUGAAGGGUACAAAAGGAAGUUAGAGGCUUCGAAGGCGAGGAUAAAAGUGUUGGAGAACGAGUUGAACGUCGCGAGGGGAAACAUUGCGAUACUGAACGAGAAAAGAUUUCACGACGAUCAUUUGAUCGAGACGCUUGGCAAUCGGCUUAAAACGGCUGAGACGAAGCAUCAGGAACGCGAGGUCGAGAUGAAGAACAAAGAGGAGAGAAUCGAGCGUGAACGGACCAACUUGCAGAACGACUUGGAAUCGGCACAAUUACAGAUCGAUCGUUUCCGUAGGAAAUUGAAGGAACGAGAGAUCGAGAUCGAUAAAUUGAGAAACGGGACAGUUUCGAGGAUAGGGGAGAUUAAAGCUCGAAACACGGUGCAAACGGAGGUGUUCCCGAAUCAUUUUCAACACGAUAGCCCUCCUCGUACUGUUCGAAGUACGCGUGAACCUAACGAGUAUGUGACUUUAGCUUUGGCCGCGGAAGCUGAAAGGGAGAGACUAUUGGAAUUGAUAACGGUGCUCAACAGGCGGUUGGAUAAAGAGAAAAACGAUGCCGACAUACUUUCUCACGCGUUGCGCAAUGAAAAAAACAAGUCGGCCAAGUUGGAAUUGAAGAUUCGUAAAUUGGAGACGGAAAGGGUGGGAAUCGUUAGGAUCGAUACAGGAUACAGGGCGAAGUUACCUAAAUCGUUGAAAUCCGCCGACGAAACGAUGGACGUGGAACAGAUGCGGCUUAAAAUGGAGUUACUUCAAGAAGAGUGUCUCGCGUUGAAAGUUAGAUUAGACACCGUGCAACAGGCCAAAGCUGCGGAUCUUGCUGCCUACAAGCAGAUGUACGAGCAGGUUAAAAGAAUUUUUCAAGAAGCCUGCACCAGGAGCAAACCACCGCCUACCAUUGGUAGCCGUUCUAUCAUUACGGUUUGA
Habropoda laboriosa is the source of this 1782-nucleotide messenger RNA. RefSeq names its product coiled-coil domain-containing protein 13-like. NCBI's taxonomy places the organism in Eukaryota, Metazoa, Arthropoda, Insecta, Hymenoptera, Apidae. Gene Ontology annotation, biological process: non-motile cilium assembly; cytoplasmic microtubule organization. The coding region runs from base 1 to 1782 and encodes 593 amino acids. The transcript has 11 exons. Gene Ontology annotation, cellular component: centriolar satellite. The record is from RefSeq and is a predicted model, not a curated record.